Molecule: messenger RNA, 1857 nt
Organism: Abrus precatorius (Indian licorice)
Lineage: Eukaryota; Viridiplantae; Streptophyta; Magnoliopsida; Fabales; Fabaceae
Product: protein SUPPRESSOR OF K(+) TRANSPORT GROWTH DEFECT 1-like
Exons: 8
Coding region: 307-1599 (430 amino acids)
Biological process (GO): endosomal transport; vacuole organization
Molecular function (GO): ATP binding; ATP hydrolysis activity
Source: RefSeq, a predicted model, not a curated record
AAUGAAAAAUCAAACGCAACGCAUUACGCAUUUCUGAAGGAAGGUUCGAACGUGGUCAGAGAUUCCACAGAAGAACCUUCUCUGACUUAUUCUCAUCAUCCACACGCCAAACGCUUCUCUUUCGAUUCACGAACGAUCAUUUCUUCUCUCUCCGAUCAGAAAAACAAUUCCUAAUUAGGGUUUCAAAAUUCGAUCCCAAACAAAAAAUUCCCCAUAAGUAAUCUUACCUUGCGACAGCUCUAGGGUUUCCAUCGAGCUCUCAAAUAUCAAUCUCGCUUUGUCUAUGCCAUUGAGAAGAGGCAAGAGAUGUACAGCAAUUUCAAAGAGCAAGCAAUAGAGUACGUGAAGCAAGCGGUGCAAGAAGACAAUGAGGGAAACUACGCGAAAGCGUUCCCACUUUACAUGAACGCUUUGGAAUACUUCAAAACCCACCUUAAGUACGAGAAGAACCCUAAGAUCAAAGAAGCAAUCACUCAAAAAUUCACCGAGUAUCUGCGCCGGGCCGAGGAGAUCCGGGCCGUCCUCGACGGGCCUGGCCCAGCCUCUAACGGGGACGCUGCCGUUGCCACGCGGCCCAAGACUAAGCCCAAGGACGGCGAGGUUGAUGGGGAGGAUCCAGAGCAGGCCAAGCUUCGGGCUGGGCUUAACUCGGCUAUUAUUAGGGAGAAACCGAAUGUGAAGUGGAACGACGUCGCGGGGUUGGAGAGCGCGAAACAAGCGCUGCAGGAAGCGGUUAUCUUGCCUGUGAAGUUUCCUCAGUUUUUCACUGGUAAACGACGACCUUGGAGAGCGUUUUUGUUGUACGGUCCACCUGGAACAGGUAAAUCGUAUUUGGCCAAAGCCGUUGCUACAGAAGCUGAUUCCACGUUUUUCAGUGUUUCUUCAUCAGACCUGGUUUCAAAGUGGAUGGGUGAAAGUGAAAAGCUGGUUUCAAAUCUUUUCCAAAUGGCCCGUGAAAGUGCACCUUCUAUCAUAUUUAUUGAUGAAAUAGAUUCUCUGUGUGGUCAGCGUGGAGAAGGUAAUGAGAGUGAAGCUUCAAGACGAAUUAAAACUGAACUUCUGGUGCAGAUGCAGGGUGUAGGACACAAUGAUCAGAAAGUUCUUGUACUUGCAGCUACGAAUACUCCUUACGCUCUAGACCAGGCAAUAAGGCGGCGUUUCGAUAAGCGAAUAUACAUUCCCCUGCCAGAUUUAAAGGCUCGUCAACACAUGUUCAAGGUGCACCUGGGAGAUACACCCCAUAACUUAAAGGAAGGUGAUUUUGAACAUUUAGCUCGCCGGACUGAGGGAUUUUCAGGUUCAGAUAUAUCUGUCUGUGUGAAGGAUGUUUUAUUUGAGCCUGUGCGCAAAACCCAAGAUGCCAUGUUUUUCUUUAAGAAUCCUGAGGGUAUGUGGAUCCCAUGUGGACCAAAGCAACAGAGUGCAGUACAGAUUACAAUGCAGGAGCUUGCUGCAAAAGGACUUGCUUCUAAGAUCCUUCCACCACCUAUAUCGAGGACAGAUUUUGAUAAGGUACUUUCUAGACAAAGACCUACAGUAAGCAAGGCUGACCUUGAUGUUCAUGAGAGAUUCACAAAGGAGUUCGGAGAGGAAGGUUAAUUCCGAUGGAAUUUUACUUCGACGAUACAUACUGGUUUAAACAUGUUGUGAUUUGUAAUUUACAGAGCUAUUGGAUCAAGUGAAACGCAUAUUCUUUAAGUUAUAUGGGGGAUAUGAAUUCUCCUCAUGUCCGGGAGUGGAUUUAUAGAAGUGAACACUUAUUCUGCUUCACUUUAAUUGUGUAUAAGAACAGAAUCUGAAUUGAUCAGAAAAAAUAACUUGUAUGUUAAUAUGCGAUAUUGGUUACUCAUCUUGGUC